Messenger RNA from Penaeus vannamei (Pacific white shrimp), 8185 nucleotides. NCBI's taxonomy places the organism in Eukaryota, Metazoa, Arthropoda, Malacostraca, Decapoda, Penaeidae. The record is from RefSeq and is a predicted model, not a curated record.
AUGGAAACAGACUGGAAAAAUGAGGAAUGUGAAACCGACACGAAGAAGGAGGAAUCUGAAACAGACCACCCAAAGAAUGAGAAAUUUGAAACAGACUUAAAGAAUGUGGAGUGUGAAACAGGCUUGAAAAAUGAGGAACGUGAAACAGACCUGAAGGUUAAGGAGUGUGAAGCACACUUGAAGAACCAGGAAUCUGAAACAGACUGGAAGAAUGAGAAAUGUGAAGCAGACUUGAAGAAUGAGGAAUGUAAAACAGAUCCAGAGAAUGAAGAAUGUGAAGCAGACCCGAUAUAUGAGGAAUGUGAAACAGACCCGAAGAAUGAGGAAUGUGAAGCAAUCAUGAAAAUUGAAGAGCACAAAACAGAUCUGGAGGACGACCACAAAGUAGACCCGAAGAAUGACCACGAAACAGACGUGAAGAAUGAGGAGAACGAAACAGAGCCAAGAACUGAAAAGCAUGAGGCAAACCCGAAGAAUAAUGAGCAUAAAACCGAUCUCAAACAUUAUGAGCGCGAAACGGACCUGGAAAAUGAGGCAGGCGAAACAGGCAUGAAGAAUGAGAAGGAAACUGACCUCAAACAUGAGGAGCAGAAAACAGAUCUGAAUAAGGAGUGUGAAACAGACUUGGAGAAUGAGGAGCAAGAAAUGCACUCGAAGAAUGAGAAACACGAAACAGACUCGAAGAAUGAAUGUGAAAAUGAAUGUGAAGCAGAUCCGAAGAAUGAAAAAUGUGAAACAGACCAGAAAAAUGAGGAAUGUGAAGCAGACCCGAAAAAUGAGGAAUGUGGAUCAGACUCAAAGAAUGAGGGGUGUGAAGCAGACCCAAAGAAUGAGGAAUGUGAAACAGGCCAAAAGAAUGAGGAAUGUGAAACAGACCUGAAGAAUGAGGAGUGUGAAACGGACCCGAAGAAUAAGGAAUGUGAAACAGACACAAAGAAUGAGGAGUGCGAAGCAGACUUGAAUGAAGAAUGUGAAACAGACUCGAGGAAUGAGGAAUGUGAAACAGACCCGAAGAAUGGGGAAUUUGAAACAGACUUGAAUGAGGAAUGUGAAACAGACUUGAAGAAUGAGGAGUGUGGAACAGAGCUGAAGAAUGAAUUAUGUGAAACAGGCUUGAAGAAUGAGGAAUGCGAAACAGACCCGAUAUGUGAGGAAUGUGAAAUAGACACGAGGAAUGAGGAGCGUGGAACAGACCCGAAGAAUGAAGAAUGUGAAGCCGACUUGAAGAAUGAGUGUGAAGCAGACCCAAAGAAUGAGGAUUGUGAAACAGACUCGAGGAAAGAUGAAAGUGAAACAGACCCAAAGAAUGGAGAAUGUGAAACAGACCCAAAGAAUGAGGAAUGUGAGACAGACUCGAGUAAUGAUGAAAGUGAAACAGACCCGAAGAAUGAAGAAUGUGAAGCCCACUUGAAGAAUGAGGAGUGUGAAUCAGACCCAAAGAAUGGGGAAUGUGAAACAGAACCGAUAUAUGAGGAAUGUGAAACAGAUUCGAGGAAUGAGGAAUGUGAAACAGACCCGAAGAAUGAAGAAUGUGAAGCAGACUUGAAGAACGAAGAAUGUGAAACAGACACGGAGAAUGAGGAGCACAAACACGAGGAACGUCAGGAAAGGAAUGAAGAUCAUGAGGAGUAUGAGGAAGAGGAAAACAGUCAUGUGGACAGGACCGAGUUGGCGUCUAUUGAAGGAAAGAUGAGUGGGAAGUCUAAAUGUGUACUUACAGAAAAUGGCGUACUGGAGUUGUAUAGCCAAAAUUUACAACAUUCUAUUAAUGUGCAAGUUAUCUUCGUAGCAACUAAUGACAUGAUGUCCUACCUCCGUUUAUCUGACGGAAAACAUGUCUCUCCCGUUGUCUUACUUGUGAAGAAAGAUGGCAAGCCUGGUUUUGGUGUUGGUGCUGUUCUUACUAUUCAUGAUGUUGCAAUGCAUAUAGCACCAGGGAAAUCGGAUAAGAAUGAAAAAGAUAGUAACUUAGUAGAAGUUGGGUUUAACCAGGUGAUUAUCAAAAAGUAUAAUAUACUGCAAAGUCAGUCAUCUGUUGGUAAAAUCCUUGGAUCUUUGGAUCAAUCUGCAACAUAUAGGGACGCUAUCAGACAUGUCCAAGAACCAUUAAGAUUAAAUGAUUGUAAAUUUGAAGCCUAUAUUAAAUUUGAUGCUAAAACAUGCAAGCAACUCAUGGCCGAGGGUGAAAAGGCACGAGAAAAGGGCAACUACUAUUUUAACAAAAAAGAUUUUAAUCAAGCAAUAAUCCAUUAUGAUAUAGCAAAGAAAAAGGACCCUUACGAUCACCGGGUUUGGUCCAACUGCAGUCAGGCGCUCUUUAAGGUGGGGCAGUAUGCCUAUGCUGAGUCGGAUGCCCUCAUUGCCAUCAAGUUGAACCCUUUUCAUAUGAAGGCCUAUUAUCGAGCAGGACAGGCUGCCUCAAAACUGUCCAGGAAAUCCAUUGCGGAAGUCUAUGCACGCUCUGGUAUUUUUGCAUGUGGCAGCAGUUCAGAACUCCUACAGUUAUUAGAAGAAACUCUUAAUUCCUCCAAAAAAGCCAAUAUAGAAAUUGCAGCAGCAUCAUUAUCUUCAACCAGCAUAUCCGUUACUAGCAAGUUAGAGCAGGAAUAUGCCAAACUUGGCUCUAAUACCCCCUAUACGUACAAAGUGACAAAGGGAACGCAAGCUAAUAUCGUGGAGGUCACCAUACAUGACAAAUGUGAAAAUCAAAAGGGAACAGGAAAAAAGUCUAAACAAGAGAAAGGAUCAAAGGAAAAUCUAGUACAUAUUGCAGGAUUGGCCCAGUUGGAAGAACGUUUAAUGAAUGAAGUACAUGAAAUGUGGGAUAAAGGUGAAGAGAGAGAAAACAAUAAGCAGAAAGGUAAUAACCAUGAAAAGGAGAAAAAGGUAGAAGAAAAGCGAAGAACUAAGGUAGAAGAGAUAGGAAGACUGGAAGAGAAAAGCUUCACUAAUGAGUACUUCUUGGAGUGUUUACAUAGAGCGAGAAGAGCAUAUGAGGAGAGGAACUUCAUGAAGGCAGUGAUUUUGUUUCAACAAUGCUUGGAUGUCUAUAGUCUUGAAAAUGUACGACGAUGUUCUGCAGCUGAGCCCCAUUAUGAGCAAACUCUGCAGUUUCUGGUUGCAGCAACUGCUAUCAAAGGUGAGCCUGACCAGCCCUUGGAGGCCAUAAAAAUUAUGGAGUCACUACUCAAACAUUCAAGCCUCUUCCGUAAUUCUCCUGCCGUUUAUUACUUCCUAGCCUUCGGAUACAGCAAGAAGUUUAUGUAUCAGUGCCGGAAUAAAACAGAUAUAGCAGAUGCAUUCACAAUCAUAUCUUGUAAGCAAAGUUAUCAAUUGGCACAACAGUAUACCAAGAAAUGUGGUGAGGCCAUUAGGGAGCAGAAGACGGCUCCAGCUAUUAAGUGGCCUGGCUCAAAUGACCCCAUACCAGAAACUGUGGUGUCAUAUAUGAAGGUGCUACAUCUAGACUUUACGAAGGAGAUGGAGAACCUUAUGCCCAAACACAAACCACCGAAGAUCUCGUCACAGGAAUCGGAUAAUAAAAGUAGAACUUCAAAUAUUACGGCUGCAGAAGAUUCUGUCAGCACAAAUAACAAGAAAAGUAGAACUUCAAAUAUUACGGCUGCAGAAGAUUCUGUCAGCACAAAUAACAAGAAUAAAACUAGUACGGCACGGUCCACCCCUGUAUCCAGGUGUCGGUUUAAGGAUUGCCUGUCAACGCAAGGUCAUGACAGUGCUACUGAAGAGAUUUAUGUUACAGAUCCUGAAUUUAAAGGUUAUUUAGAAGUCACAUGUGAAGAGAACUGCAUUAUCAGCUACCAUCCCUGCUGUUGGAAGGCUCAUAAAGAGUAUCAAGAGGACAGAGUCGGCAAAUUGUCAGACAAAGAUUUCUUAGGCACAGACUGCAUAACUCCAGACUGUACAGGAAAGAUUUCUUGUAUUCACAUCUAUGAUGAGACUGGAAACUUGAAAAUUGAAUUAAGUAACAAGAAAGAUAAAAAGAAUGCUCAAAAUUCUGUUAAGCAAAAGAAAAAGAAGGAUAAGAAGAAGGAGAAAGCUCAAGCAAACAAAAAUGCAGACAAAAAGAAAACUAAACAUGAGAGUGUGAGUGAAGAUACAGUCAGUACAGAAAAGACACAAGCCAAAGCAGAUAAUGAAGCUGAAAAGACUAAAGCUGUAAAUAAUAAUGAAACAAACAGUGAUAAAAAAAAGACCCCAGCCAGUGUGCCAAAUCUUCCAAUAGACCCGGAGAGCCUGGAGAGUUCCCAGGUUAUCGUCUUAAAACCCACAACGGAGCGCGAGGAGCCGACGGAAACCAAAAAUUCGAAGAAAAAUAAAAAAAAGAAAAACAAGAAAAAUAAAGCCAUCCAGCCUGAUCUGCUUGGAGAUCCAUUAGAGUGUGAACAAAGCAAUCAGAAUGAAUAUGUUGCUCGGUUGAAACUUCUAAAACAGCAGAGAGAAGCUCUAGAAAAUGAUAAUGUUCCUUUACUCAAAGUCCCCCUUGCAAUACCCACUCGGGAAACACCCUCGGAGCAGGUUCUAGAAUUGUUAGAUCCAGACAAUCCCUUCUAUCUCCCUGAACAUCUGAGGGACAACCCUAAGGCUCUAGAAUCAGUUUUACAAAGCAAGAUGUCUGCUGGCUCUUCAGUGUCAAGCCAAGUAUCUGGCAUUUGUCCAGAGAGCAUCACUGUCCUUCUAGACUUCAUGUAUGAUUGGCUGAAGUCGGAGGGACCCAUGUCCAUCACAGAUGCUCGCAUAAGACAAUAUGUGGAGGAAAACUUCCCCCCUGAAGCUAAUACACAUGUUGUACAGUGUGGAGGGAUCAAACAGUUUCUCUUGCAGUCUAUUAAUUUUGCCAUGAUAGAUGAAGUAAUAUGUGUCAGAGACCACGUUGUAAGAGCUCAAGAAAUGAUCCGGAAAUCAGUAUUGGAACGGAUGAAUACGUCACGGUACCUGAUAAGUGAUGGUCGCAGAGCCAAGAAAUUUACACACCUCUUGGAUGACACAAAGAGCAGCUGUUCUUCGUCGUCUUCUGCAUCCCAUGUGGCAGGCUCAGGUGUCUCUUAUGCCUCAACGGGACUUUCGGGUACAACAACUUCCUCAGUGAAGCUUGUCAAUGGGGAAAUGAACAAUAACAGCAAGGACUCCAGGAAGAAUGUACCAAGCAGCUUCACCAGUGGCCUUGAUGAAUUUGAUACUUCUGAUAUGCCAGCAGUGCGUCCAAAACUUAAUCCCACAGCCCCAGAGUUUGAACCUCGAUCAAAUGAUGAAGAGGAAGAGGACUUCAACAAUCAAGUCUGCUCAGAAGAUGAAGAAGAAAAUAUCAAGACUUCUAACAAGUGCUUAAGGACUUCCAAACCCUCAGAGUGUGAAUCAAAUCAGGAUCCUGGAAUUGCAACACAGGAUGGAGAUGAACUGUUCCAGUCAGAUGAUGAUGAGGAAUACAUGGACGAUGAGGAGGAAGAACAGUAUACUGAGAGCCUUGAGAACCAACUUAAACAGAAGCAAGAGCAGAUUCAGACGUUGAAUGACCGGCUGUACCAGAUGAAGACUCAGAUGGGCUUGGAGAUCACAAAGCUCAAACAACAGGUGCAAGAUAUCAAGGAAGAGAAGAGGACAAUUCAGACAGAAAAAGAGAGUUUAUCAGCCCAGCGUGAAAGUGAGGCUAAGAAGCUGCGUUCUGAAUUGUCUCGCUUACAAGAGGAGAUGAAGGCAACGCAAACACGCACUCAGUCCCUAGAAAACAAGUGCGAGAGAUCAAAUGACCGUGCCAAUGAGUUUGAGGCCAAACUUAUGGAGGAACAGGAAGUGACAGCACAGCUGCGUGAGGAGAUUAGGAACCUCCAGGAGUCCUUAACCAGCAGUUCACGACGAGCACAUGAAGCAGAGGUAAAGUACCUUUGCACCAAGAAGGACCUGGUGGAGGCACAUCUCACAAGGACAAUUACCCGCUUGACUGAGGAAGCGAGUCUGAUGCGUCUCCUGCACCAGACGGCAUCUGAUGAAACAAAGCCAGACCGAGCCACUCUCUCCCGAUCCAUCGUGGCCUGGGAUGACAGCAUUAAGAGCUUGCGGGACAGGAAACGCAUCUUCCUGGAAGAAGCUGUGAGAGUCUUGGGAAUGGUUAAUCAGGGACGUCCCCUUAAUGCCUUACCUCUUGGGGACCUUGAUGUACCAGCCAUUCCGGAUAUGAGUGUGGCACCCCUCCUCAUGGCACAGCAAAAGAUGGGCAGCAAGCCAAUGCCAAAACUACCCAUUGGAGAGCAGGCCGUGAAUCGACCAGGAAAUUCCAGUUCCUCAUCCCCGCAGCCGGUACCAGGUCCACCUGGUACAAAAGCCUUACUGCCAACACCCAUUGGACCACCUCUUCACAUGGGUGCAACACCUACUCCUCUAGAUACCCGUCCUUUGUAUUUGCACAAUGGGGUUAAUCCAUUGGCUUUCACUGGGGGUGCUAUUCCAAAGCGAGCAACUCCAGCGCAGCCGUCCACUACCCCAGAAUUGCCUGGCACUCAGAAGUGGCCAGAUUCUCAUCAGUUGUUUGUAGGCCAGUUACCAUGGGAAUUCAAUGAAGGAGAUAUAAAGAAUCUGUUCAGUCACUGCUAUGGUGAAGUGGUGUCUGCUACUCUCUAUGACAAAGGCCGCACCCCAGAGGGCAAACCCAUACCGAAAUGUGGGCUUGUUACAUUCCGUAAUGUUGAAGACUGCAAAAAAGCCCUGUCGGUAGGGCCAAUCACAGUUGGUAAUCAUACCUUGAACGUCCAGGCAAAGGAGAGCAAAAAGCCUACCAAACCACCCAGCCUUGCUGUUGGUAGUCUGGCCAGCACUGUUGGGGAACCUGCCACAGUUGGCAGUCACUCAGCAUAUGGUUUGAGUGACAUCUCUCUUAAUGCUAAUGCCGAGGCCAGCAAGACAGCUGUUGGCCCUCUGCCUUCCCCAAUACUGCACCCACCUAGUACAACCACAGUAACAAAGCCUAAAUUUCAGAACCUCACAAGUAACAAUUCUGUGGGAGCCAUUGGCACGCCCCCUCCAAAGCUGGUGCGACCACUACCCAGGCAGCCUCCUAAUGCUGUGAAAGGUGCUAUCCCAAAUCCUGCGUCCAAGGAUGACUCGGUCACAAGUACGGCCUCUUACAAGCGACUGAUAGAGAUCUGCAAGCAACGAGUAGGAAAGGAAUACUCAUCACCCGAGGUGUGUAGUGCCCUUAGAGAAGUCCGCAUUCAGAACAAUAAGAGUCUCUCAGGCCUGAAUGUGGAUAUGAUUGUAGAUCGAGUAAAGGCACACCUGAAGUCUCGCCGCCCUGGUUCUGGACAAGCUACACUAGCUCCGUGGGCCUCCCUCACUCAGUGUCCCAAGAGUGGAAAUGGUGGACCAGACUGGCAAGGCCCUGGAGGUGAUGAAGGAAGUGCACCUGAAGAACAAUGUUCCAUCUGUCUUGAAGCCCUAAAUGCAUGCCCAACUGUUCCACUCCAGUGCCAGCAUGUUUUCCAUGAGAAGUGCAUUAAGGAUUGGCUGAAACGCCAAUCAAAUUGCCCCAAUUGUCGUACGUUUGCUCUAAUGACAGACGAGUAUCCUUCUCUCACGCACUCUUAAGAGUUGGUAACUUGUUUAUUGUGAUAAUGUGCCUUUCAUUAAUAUGGAAGUUCAUUAUUCAGUGUAGGAUAUAUUUUAACCACAUCUGGAUAGUGGUUAACUUUGACUUACUCUUUUGUAUUAAAUGAAAUAAUUAAAGUGUAAUAAUUCAGUGGCCUGCAAUUUGGACAAUUACAUUGUUGGUGUGCCUUAAUUGAAAAAAAUAUAAUAAUAAAAAAAUAAAAAAUAAAAAAAAACAAAAAAAAUAAAAACAAAAAAACAAGGAAAUAUAUUUUUUCUAUGUAUCAAUUGAAUGGAAGUAGCUUAUGGAUCAGAUUGACGUGUUAAAAUGGGCUUUGUUUCCUGUUCACUUGUAUGUUUUUUAUAGGUUUAUAAUAGUGGAUGUGUAUUCCAUUGAAUUUUAAGAAUUUUUAUUUUACUUUUAUUUUGAACUGAAUAUUCAGUUUGCAAUAGUUUGUUUGCAACUUGCACAUUCCUACUGGUGCAGUGCCUUUGCAUUUCCUGAAGAAGCUGAAAUAAACAGGUUUCUAAUUUUUGGUAAUGUAUAUUUCUCUAAUAUCACUUUCAAAAAUACAGAAGCAAAAUAACA